CGUCCGACCGAAGAAACCGUCGAAUCCAGAGCCUGCCCAGACGCUAUUCGCCGUAGCUCUGCCCGACAUAUGCAGACAUACAUACAUACACGUGUGCUACACACAUACAGACAUACAGUAUAUACAGGUACAUACAGUGCUGCUCCAUACAGACGCAUCGCAGACGCCACGCAUCGUCUACCGGUACGAGUUCAUGCACCAGCAUCUUGUCCCCACCAGCCAACGGGUGCGCAGAUUGGAUCAUAGGAAGACGACAAGGGGGGCGCUGCGGACGAGAAUCGAAGAGACGAAGAGGAAGAGUCAAGAAAUAUUAUUAGAAAAAUUUCAAAAAUCCUGCUACUGUACUACUGCUAGCAGCAACAAACGAUCGGCGCGAUACACACGCCAGCCGUUAGUUGACGAUCUUCUCUCUUCAACUCUUUCUCUCUCUCACCAUCGUCGCUCUUUUUCUUCUGGGGGCAACACCGUCGCGCUCUCUUCUCCCCCCCCUUCCCUCGUUCCUGUAUUCGCUCGUUUUUAUUUUUAUUUUUAUUUUUUCCUCUUUUCCGCUUUGCCGCUAAAGCACUGCCGCAGUCCCUGACUAUUGUCGCUAGUGUUUGCGCCUUUGCUGGCCACAAUUCUCUGCUACUCAGUCGCUUGUGCGCGUCUGCGCCGUGCAGUCCCGCUGGCUUGUGCGCGCCGU
Trichoderma asperellum CBS 433.97 is the source of this 682-nucleotide messenger RNA. NCBI's taxonomy places the organism in Eukaryota, Fungi, Ascomycota, Sordariomycetes, Hypocreales, Hypocreaceae. The record is from RefSeq and is a predicted model, not a curated record.